AUGCCACAAUUUGGAGGUGCCUUCCGAUUAGAAGUACAGCAUGUCAGACUCGUCUCAAAGAUCCCUAUAUUUGAGCCAGAGUUCGUUGUCGGUGAAGGCGAUUCUGGGAGCCUUCAAGUCAACGACCAACCUGAGAAGCUCGAUCCAGCCGGAUUGCUACGGAGCCGUUACUCAGGGGGACAUGCACUCUCGGUCCUCAAAUACCAGUGGAACUGCCUGGACAGAUUGCCAAGUUAUGGCUACGACCCGUCCGAUGAAAUCCUGCAUUUGAGCAGCCGACGAGGCCAACCGUUUGACCCGAGCAGUCAGACGCCGCCCAAGGCACAUGCUGACGGUUCUGUCCGGUCGGGUGGCAACCGUGUCGGCUUCACCGGCAGAAACAAAUCGCAAUCUCUGCCUCUGCUACCGAAUGUCGCGAAGCCGGAGGCUGUGAGACCGGGGCAAGAGAUGUUGGUCAGCCUCUCCUGCACUCCGUCUGCCCGACUUCCGCUCUACCAGCAGAUUCCGCCGCAGAUGCCGGUCGCUGGGCAACAGGGCCUCAGGCUGGUCAAACCCACCAGUCCCAAGGCUCUACGUCACGACCAAGGGCCGCUGCCCACUUGGACGUCCUCCCAGCCGGAGCUGGUCGAAUCGGUGGAGCCAGAGCCUCAGCCAUUGACUGGCGAAACUUGGUACCGAAGUCCAAUGUGCUCGGGCGUCUCGCUGCCGCACCUCUCGCCGCCUCGGAUCGACACCACUUGGCUGGUUUCGCGUAGCCGAGUCGGCAGGCCCUAUUCCCGGUUGACGCGUUGCCCUGACGCCGAGACGGAAGAGGACCCUGAAGGCGUCUGUAAGCUGCGGACGGCGAGACGAGCCGAGCCCAAACGCAAUCUUCUCAUCCUCCCGCCCAGUCCUAACUGCCACACGUGUCCCGACCAACAGCAGAACCGUCUGCCUCGAGCCCAGGGCCCGCCGGCCUGCGCCAGAAAGUCGAGUCUGUACUUCAACAAAGCUCACACCCUGACAAAACCGACCAACGAGUCGUGGGGUCGGUCGGAGGCCUCUCUUGUCAAGGCUUCAUCCGGUAGAAGCAUCUUCUCUUCGCGCUCCUUCCUGCCGGUCGACCAUCGAGCCAGUCGGUCCGUGAUUCGGCCCGCUCCCAGCCCUACCGGUCAGGCGUCGGCACUCGGCCAGUCCGAUCGCAUGUGGUUGGCGAUGCGCUGUUACUCCUGCCACAACCUCGUGUCGAGCGGCUCUGACGUAAAAGUGAGGCCUAAUCGUGCCGAGAGGGAGAGAGAAAAGGAGCUUGCAGACGAGAUGGAGGCUGACUACGAAGAAGCUGGACGGGAGCAGGCGGAAGAAGAGGCCGAACGAAUGGUCUCCAAUUGGUUGGGGGAACAUCGCAGGACGGGGGGCCAUUGGGGUCGGUAUGCCAAGACUGGGGGUCAGCAGCUGACGGGUGUGAAUCGAAGAAGACGCGGACGAACCACACAGCCUCCCAUGUCGCCGCGGACACGCUAUCAUGCUGGAAGGCAUCAUUCCAUGCUCAGGUCGCGAAAUAACAGCACUGCCCAUGGCAUGCCCGUAAAUGGUCUUUCGCAAGUUGACGCGAGGUCUGAGGACCUACCUAAGCCGCAUAGUGCGGCACUCUGGUGCUGCCCUGAAGCAGAAUAUGGCAGAUGCUCCGGACGCCAGAGUCUCCGGCAGCAA
Messenger RNA from Protopolystoma xenopodis, 1689 nucleotides. The record is from the annotation of a GenBank genome assembly. Lineage: Eukaryota; Metazoa; Platyhelminthes; Monogenea; Polystomatidea; Polystomatidae.